CAGUGCAACAACCCGCCAUUUAUGUUAAUGUCUUUGGAAAACAAGCCAACGUGGAGCAACAAGCUCAUCGAGAACAUUCUGAGGAAUCAUGGCGGUGAGAUUGUAUGAAGAAAGCGACCAUGCUGCUGCUUACCUGCAGUACAGAGUGACUCCCACGGAAAUGAUCACAAGGAUUAUGGACUUCAUGAAACCAAAGGUGGAAAAGAAGUUUAACCUUGCUCUGGAUGUUGGGUGUGGUUGCGGUCAAGGGACCGUACUCUUGGCCCCCUUCUUUGACCAGGUUGUUGGGACAGACAUUAGUCCUGCCCAGCUGGACGUGGCUCAGGCUAAUAGUGCGUGCCCAAAUGUGACGUACAGGCAGUGUCCUGGAGAGGAACUACCAUUCGAGUCCAACCAGGUGGACCUCCUGGUGGCCAUGACGGCGGCCCACUGGUUCGACCGCCCGCGCUUCCUGAAGGAGGCCGACCGUGUGCUGAAGCCCGGUGGCUGCCUGGCCCUGCUGAGCUACACGAUGGACAUGGAGCUGGAAUAUGGCGAUGCCACAAGUGCGCUCAACAACAUCUGUGGAGAGUUUUAUGCAGCGCUGCGACCCUUCCGAGACCCUCAUCUGGGCUCCUCUUCUUCAAAGAUCUACUUAGACAUGUUUGAAUCCUGCUCCUAUACGGACAAAGAGUGGAAUGGCUGUCUGAGACUUAAAAGGACGGUAACGGUAAACGGUUAUAUCGGCAUGGUCGAGACGUUCACCAGCUACAGGAAACUGAAGCAGAAGGACGCCGCAGAGGCCAAACUUCUUUCUGACAAUAUCAGGACCAAGUUGUUGGGCGCCAUGCAGGUGUCGUCACCAGACACGGAGCUCACCAUGGUGAUCAAGUAUUUCUACAUGCUUGCACGCAAACCUUGAUGCUUCUGACUGGUCCAAUAAAACAAAAGCUGACCUCGUCUCUUAUGGCCACUCGAGUUGCAAGAAAAUACAAAUUCAAUAAAACUUGAAGUUGAAAAGGAAA
Molecule: messenger RNA, 1004 nt
Organism: Nerophis lumbriciformis (worm pipefish)
Lineage: Eukaryota; Metazoa; Chordata; Actinopteri; Syngnathiformes; Syngnathidae
Product: putative methyltransferase DDB_G0268948
Molecular function (GO): S-adenosylmethionine-dependent methyltransferase activity
Source: RefSeq, a predicted model, not a curated record